AUGAUCAGAGGGCCCCACCUCUGCAUACUCCGUUCUCCCUAUUUCUUCAUACCCAUUUUUUCCCCUCACGACGCAACGCAACGCAACUUCUCUUUUCCCAGUCCUCUGUUGUUCCUGCGUUUUCGCCCUUUUACGUUUUACUGCAAAGUCUUCGCCUUUCUAUCUCUUUCAAUCUGUUUUUUUUAUCUCCCUCUUCCCCUGUUAAUAUUUCAAAACUAUCUUGCUAUUGUUUUCUUUUUCUUUUUUUGCUUUUCGUUAAUUUUAAUUCUUCUCCCCAAUUUGCUUCUUUCGGUUCCUCCGAUUUGUGAUUUGCCUUCCCGAACUUUUCCCCGUUGCUUUUCUGAGCUUUUCCAAGGGUGUUUCCGUGUGAUGGCGAACGAAGGAAGUAAUACUGAGACCUUAGCUCCUGCGGAGCCCCAUCUAUUCGAGAAUCGGCAUGUUGAUGCUAGCCAACAUCAGCAAUCUUCAUACACUUCCACUACAACUGGGUCUGAAGCUGUAUCAUGGACUGUUCAUAGCUCUACAGCAAAUGGAAUGUAUUCUAAUCCAACCUACCAGUAUGAUCAACAUCCACAGCCGCCUGGAAGAAGCGUUCAAGAUGGUCAAAAUGUAACUUCAGUUGCUGGUAAUUCAUCAAAUUUGGGAACAGCUAAUGUACCCCAAGAUUACAAUGCAUACGCAUCAUACCCAAGUUCUUCUAAUCCAUAUGGUUAUGGCAGCGUGGGAUACUCGGGCUACUAUAACAACUAUCAGCAGCAACCUAAUCAUACCUAUACACAGCCUGUAGGAGCAUAUCAAAACACAGGUGCUCCUUAUCAGCCUAUUUCAUCCUUUCAGAAUACUGGGUCUUAUGCUGGAUCUGCAAGUUAUUCAAGCACUUAUUACAAUCCUGCUGAUUAUCAGACUGCUGGAGGUUACCAAAACAGCAACGGAUAUGGAAAUCAAGCAACUUUGUGGAACAAUGGCAGUUAUUCAAGUUAUUCUUCUCAUCCAUAUACAAAUUAUGCCCCCGAUUCCAGUGGUUCUUAUAGUUCUGGUGCUGCAGCUACCUCUGUGCAGUAUCAGCAACAGUACAAGCAGUGGGCGGACUAUUACAACCAAACAGAAGUCAGCUGUGCACCAGGAACAGAGAACUUAUCUGUUCCAAGUUCAUCUAGUUUGGGUUGUCCUAUUUCUGCGGUUACUAAUGGUUAUGCAACUCCAAACAGCCAGCCUCCGCAAUCAUAUCCACCAUUUUGGAGGCAAGAAUCCAGCUCUUCUGCCAUACCUUCUUUUCAGCCUGCUGCAGUAAAUGGUGAUCAUGAUGGUUACUGGAAACAUGUGGCCCAAAGUUCUCAAAUUCAACAAACUAAUCCUAUUCAGCCAAACUAUCAAAGUCCUUUGGAUUUAAAAUCUUCUUAUGAUAAAUUUCAGGAUCAGCAGAAGACCAUAUCUUCUCAAGGAACCAAUUUGUACUUUCCUCCUGCCCCCCCUCCUCAUCCCUCUCAACAGGUGAAUGUGACACCUGUACAAAGUGCUCCAUCUUUGGAUGCAAAACGGCCCAAAAUCGAGAAAGAUAGCUCUACAAUCAGUUCAGCAAUAAAACCUGCGUAUAUUGCUGUUUCAUUGCCAAAACCAACUGAGAAAGCGUCAUCUAAUGAUGCUGCUAAUUCUAUACUUAAGCCUGGAAUGUUUCCCAAGUCUUUGCGUGGCUAUGUUGAAAGAGCUUUGGCUCGUUGUAAAGAUGAUAAGCAAAUGGAAGCAUGUCAGGCUGUCAUGAAGGAGAUGAUCACCAAGGCAACAGCUGAUGGUACCCUCAACACACGAAAUUGGGAUAUAGAACCACUUUUCCCCAUGCCAGAUGCAGAUGUGGCCAAUAAAGAUAGUUCACUGUCUUCAGUCCAUGAUUCUUUGUUGCCAAAGUAUAAAAAAAGUCCUAGACGAUCUAAAAGUAGGUGGGAGCCAUUACCAGAGGAGAAGCCAGUUGACAAUCCAGUGUUAAUCAACAAUGAUACUGUAAAAUAUAGUGGUUGGGUACCAAAUGAAAAGGACAGAAAGGUGGCAGUGGAAAGCAAAGAAAGCAAGGAAGAUGGUUUGCGGAACACUAAAUUUUCUCCAUUACUGCAGAGAACACCUAGUAGGGCAGGCCAAAGGCCAUUUAAGAAGCAGCGUCUUACAGAUGCUUCUUUUGUUUCUGAAAAUGGUGAUGCAUCUAGUGAUAGUGACAAGGAACAAAGUUUGACAGCAUAUUAUUCUGCUGCAAUGGCUUUUAGUGAUUCACCAGAGGAAAGGAAGAGACGUGAAAAUCGUUCUAAGCGAUUUGAUUUAGGGCAAGGCCAUCGGACGGAAAAUAAUCACUUCAGAAAAAAGAAUGCUGGAGGUGGAAACUUGUACAGUAGAAGGGCUAGUGCCUUGGUGCUGAGCAAAAGCUUUGAAGAUGGUGUCAGCAAAGCUGUUGAGGAUAUUGACUGGGAUGCACUUACUGUGAAGGGUACUUGCCAGGAAAUUGAAAAGCGUUACCUGCGCUUAACUUCUGCUCCUGAUCCUGCCACCGUAAGACCUGAAGAGGUUCUUGAAAAAGCACUGUUGAUGGUUCAAAAUUCCCCGAAGAAUUACCUUUAUAAAUGUGAUCAGUUAAAGUCUAUUCGUCAAGACCUUACUGUUCAACGAAUACGCAAUCAAUUAACAGUGAAGGUGUAUGAAACACAUGCCCGAUUGGCACUGGAAUUUGGGGACCUGCCUGAGUAUAAUCAGUGUCAAUCUCAGUUGAAGACUCUUUAUGCUGAAGGGAUUGAGGGGUCUUAUAUGGAAUUUGCUGCUUACAACUUGCUUUGUGUUAUAAUGCAUUCAAAUAAUAACAGAGAUCUCCUAUCAUCAAUGGCAAGGUUAUCUCUAGAAGCAAAGAAGGAUGAAGCUGUAAAACAUGCGCUUGCAGUUCGUGCAGCUGUGACUUCAGGAAAUUAUGUUACAUUCUUUAGACUGUACAAAGCUGCUCCUAACUUAAACACCUGCCUUAUGGAUCUCUAUGUUGAAAAGAUGCGUUAUAAAGCUGUGAGCUGCAUGUGCCGGUCAUAUCGCCCAACUGUACCUGUUUCGUACGUUUCUCAGGUUCUUGGAUUCUUAAAUGGUGUGAGCGAUGAGAAAGACACGGAUUCUUUGGAAGAGUGUGUAGAAUGGUUGAAGGCGCAUGGUGCCAUCAUAAUUACUGAUAAUAAUGGAGAUAUGCUGCUUGAUACAAAAGUUUCAUCAUCUAGUUUAUUUGUGCCAGAGCCAGAGGAUGCUGUGGCCCACGGUGAUGCCAAUCUUGCUGUUAACGAUUUUUUAGCACGGGCACCUUUAUAGCCAAGUUUUUGAAUUACAGAUAGUGGAGAUGUCAUUCAGGAAAGUAGGGGAAAAUGAUGCAGCCUUUCAUGUUCUCUAUCGGUAGGUAAUGUUGCAAGAAGGCUAGAAAAAAGGCUGUGUGAUCAUGUCCUGAAACUCAGUCUGAAACCAAGGACUAGUAACGUGGAAUAUACAAACAUGAAAGAGAAAAAAAAAUAAAAAAAUCAAGCACGCUAACGUUCCAAUGGAUAUGUCCCCCCCACCCCCCCUAUAAACAUUUGUUUGGUCGGUUACCAUUCUUUCCUGGGAACGGACAGGACUAUAGAUGUAAUGUAAUUUAGUUUUGAAGAUGAUAAUAAAAGCACCUCCAAUUUCAAUUUCUUACCCUCAGUGUGAGGAUCAUGCAGUCGUUAAUGGAAAGUGGGACACCCAUGUACAUGUAACAAAAAUUGCUUUGAUUAUAUUGUUCCAAAAAAAUAUCCAUAUAUCACUU
Molecule: messenger RNA, 3793 nt
Organism: Abrus precatorius (Indian licorice)
Lineage: Eukaryota; Viridiplantae; Streptophyta; Magnoliopsida; Fabales; Fabaceae
Product: SAC3 family protein A
Exons: 15
Coding region: 1-3321 (1106 amino acids)
Cellular component (GO): nucleus
Source: RefSeq, a predicted model, not a curated record